AUGCCCAUCAUCGAUGUGACGUCGCCUACUGCAAGUAUGACAGAGGGCCCUGGCGCCAUCAAUCACAGUGCAAGCAUGGCGCCUGCCCACCAUGUUUCGCCGCCAGAGAACCAAGGCCUCGGCUUGAAAGGUAUAUCCAAUUUCGCUAACAUAGAAUCCGAUGAACCGUGGUCGUAUCCCUUCAGCGCAUCCAACAUGCAGAGGUCUUCUAGCUCGACGCGAAGCCUGCACACUCUGAGCGACUUUUCUAGCGAGUUACUUACGGCGCUUCCGAGUCCUAUGAUUUCAUCACACGGCUCACAAGGCUGGGUGGAAGUACACCCGUCAGACACAAAAACGGAUGCCUUUUUCAACACGGUCACAGCCGCGCCAUCGCCGCCGAAACCGCCACCCAGCAUCUCCCGCAGCGCCAGCAGCCGCGCCCCAUCGACGUCUAGUCCCGCUAAAGAGCUCAGCAAGCGCCGGCAACGUGCCUUGAGCUCGCCACAGCGUCCAGAACCAUGCGAUAUCGUUAGUGGCGGAUACUUAGAGACGCCCUUGAAACACGCCAUCUUGCCGAUACGCUCGCUUGAGCCACCCGCAAGCGCCGCGCGAUUGCAGCACCACACCAUGACAGAGACGAGGUCUGGUGCACGACAUAUCCAUGGGCCCUCGAUUCACAUGAGAUCCGACAGUAUCAGUCCCUUGCAGGAUGCCGCUGUCUCUGAUGCCAAUCGACAAAGUGAACAGCAGCGUGAAUGCAUGCUGGAUGACAAGCUGCUCAAGACCAUUGACUUGGUGACGGAAGAAGAAGACGAAUCCUCUGGUCGCGUCGGGCCUUAUCAGGUCAUGUCUUUGCUAGGCACGGGUGCUUUCAGCAAAGUACUUCUCGCUAAGCCUGUCAACAGCUCGAACGACGUGCGUGUAGCGCUCAAGAUGAUCGCCUGUAAGCCGGGGAAAGUUGAUGAGCGCAUGCGGGUAAGCUGGGUGCGCGAGGCCGAGAUCCUCAAGCGCAUCUCACAUCCGGCUAUCGUCAGUUUCUAUCGCUCAUUUCGGACCCCUACGCAUUACACGCUGGUUCUCGAGGCCGUGAAUGGAUACGAGCUCUUCGAACUGCUUGAGAAACACCAGCGACAAGUGGCGCAGCGCGAAUGGCUUGUGCGUCGGAUCUUUGGCGAAUUGGCACAUGUAGUGCAUUGGAUGCACAGCAUCAACCUUGUACACCGUGACAUCAAGCUGGAAAAUAUCAUGUUAACGAAUGCUUUUUUCACGACAAGCACGAAAUUGACCUCAAACGAGCUGGGACCCAUGCCUCUGAUCAAAAUCACGGACUUCGGUCUCGCGCGCUUUGUGAAAGCAGAUCAAAUGCUCGAAACGCGCUGUGGCUCCGAAGAGUAUGCUGCACCCGAGCUGAUUUUAGGGAAGAAUUACGACGGCCGCAAAACAGACACGUGGGCUAUGGGAGUGGUGUUGUAUGCGAUGCUCUUUGGUGCCAUUCCCUUUUUAUCGUCAAGUUCGCAGGAAAACGCAUACUCGGAGAGCGCAUUUAGAAAUGCGCGAGAAAGAAACGGUCCAGAUGUGUACCACGAGAAUCGGGACCGCAAAGCCCACCUUCUGCGCAUCGUCAAGGGCGAACUGCGCUGGCCAGAACAUACUAAUGAGCUGUGUGAGGAUGAGCCAACAAAUGGCGGAUACGAUCCAUCUUUGCGGCUCGUGACGCCCCAGGCCCGGCACAUUACGGCCCGUUUCCUACGACGCGAUCCAAAAAAGAGAGCUACUUGCUUGGAACUUUGGCGGGAUCCUUGGUUUUUGUAUGGUAGUUUUGCCCUACCUUCGGCCGCCCAUCCUCAACCUUGUGGCGAUGCUAUGAUGCGUUGCACCGCUUAUGAAACAAGUGCAGACGAUUUUUCCGUUCUUUUACCUUGUAAUCCAGAAGAUGCUCCGGGGAGACAAUGGGUCGAAACACACACAAAGGGCACAGGUGGUAAGGAAUCUACGGUUAUGCAUCAUGAGAAUAUAUGA
Messenger RNA from Malassezia globosa CBS 7966, 2001 nucleotides. RefSeq lists its product as uncharacterized. NCBI's taxonomy places the organism in Eukaryota, Fungi, Basidiomycota, Malasseziomycetes, Malasseziales, Malasseziaceae. The record is from RefSeq and is a predicted model, not a curated record. Gene Ontology annotation, cellular component: cytoplasm. Gene Ontology annotation, biological process: intracellular signal transduction; protein phosphorylation. Gene Ontology annotation, molecular function: protein serine/threonine kinase activity; ATP binding. The coding region runs from base 1 to 2001 and encodes 666 amino acids. The transcript has a single exon.